Messenger RNA from Nipponia nippon (crested ibis), 2269 nucleotides. NCBI's taxonomy places the organism in Eukaryota, Metazoa, Chordata, Aves, Pelecaniformes, Threskiornithidae. The record is from RefSeq and is a predicted model, not a curated record.
AAUCCAAAGGCAGAAUUCAUCUUGUGUUGGAAGUAUUUCCUCCAAAUAUUUAUGAGAUACUUGUAUUUGCUGUGUGCCCUAAAGAACUACUCGUAGAGGAAAUAUGGGAUGUAUAAAAUCAAAAAGGAAAGAGAAUCUGCAUGGAGAUGGGCUAGAUUUGAAGAAUCAACCAGUACGUAAAACUGAACGAACUAUUUAUGUGAGGGAUCCAACGUCCAAUAAACAGCAAAGGCCAGCAAAUCCAGGAGAACAGCUUUUACCAGGACAGAGGUUUAUCAAUGAAGAAACAGAGGAGCAUGGAGUCAUUGUGGUAGCUUUGUAUCCCUAUGAUGGCAUUCAUGAAGACGAUUUGUCCUUCAAAAAAGGAGAAAAAUUGAAAGUUAUUGAGGAGCUGGGAGAAUGGUGGAAAGCAAAAUCUCUCACGACAAGGAAGGAAGGCUUCAUUCCCAGCAACUAUGUAGCAAAAGUGAACACCUUGGAAACAGAAGAAUGGUUCUUCAAAGACAUAACCCGAAAAGAUGCCGAAAGACAACUCCUGGCUCCUGGUAAUAGUCCUGGAGCUUUCCUUAUCAGGGAAAGUGAAACAUUAAAAGGCAGCUAUUCUCUCUCCAUAAGAGACUAUGAUCCACAGCAUGGUGAUGUUAUUAAGCACUACAAAAUUAGAAGUCUAGACAAUGGAGGAUUUUACAUCUCUCCAAGAAUAACUUUUCCCAACAUCAAUGAUAUGAUCAAACAUUAUCAAAAGCAAUCAGAUGGCUUAUGCAGAAAGUUGGAAAAAGCUUGUAUUAGUCCCAAGCCUCAAAAACCAUGGGAUAAAGACGCAUGGGAAAUUCCACGGGAAUCAAUUAAAUUAGUGAAGAAACUUGGAGCUGGUCAGUUUGGAGAAGUCUGGAUGGGUUACUAUCAUAACAGCACGAAAGUGGCUGUGAAGACUCUGAAGCCUGGAACAAUGUCUGUGCAAGCCUUUCUGGAGGAAGCCAACCUCAUGAAAACACUUCAGCAUGAUAAGCUCGUUAGGCUUUAUGCUGUAGUGACCAAAGAAGAACCUAUUUAUAUUAUAACAGAAUUCAUGGCUAAAGGAAGUUUGCUGGAUUUUCUGAAGAGUGAUGAAGGAAGUAAAUUGUUGCUUCCAAAGCUAAUCGACUUCUCUGCUCAGAUUGCAGAAGGGAUGGCGUACAUAGAAAGAAAAAAUUAUAUCCAUCGGGAUUUGAGAGCAGCGAAUGUUCUGGUUUCGGACUUACUGAUGUGCAAAAUUGCUGAUUUUGGACUAGCAAGAGUCAUCGAAGACAACGAAUAUACAGCAAGGGAAGGUGCGAAAUUCCCUAUUAAAUGGACAGCACCAGAGGCAAUUAACUAUGGAUCUUUCACUAUUAAAUCUGAUGUGUGGUCAUUUGGGAUUCUCCUGUAUGAAAUCGUUACAUAUGGAAAGAUUCCUUAUCCAGGUAUGAGCAAUUCUGAUGUGAUGGUUGCUCUUCAGCGCGGGUACCGAAUGCCACGCAUGGAAACCUGUCCAGCUGAGCUUUACGAUAUCAUGAAAACAUGCUGGAAAGACAAAGCAGAAGAGAGGCCAACAUUUGAUUAUCUACAGAGUGUGCUUGAUGACUUCUACACAGCAACAGAAGGGCAGUAUCAACAACAGCCAUAGAACAAAGAACACUUUUUCUACUAACAUGGAUCAUUGGCACAGACUAUUAUUUGGACAGACUGCUCAAACCAAUUACUUCACAAGUUUGGAUGUCUUAACCGAGUGUGGAAGCUGAAAUGCUGAAGGAAAGAGUAUAUUCUGCAGAGAAAUAAUAAUGUUUAUCUUUGGUUAAAACAGUUCCCCUAGAGAUUGAAGUUCUCCUUAAAUACUCUGUGUUUUGCAUCUGCAGAAACAUCUCAAACCAAGCAGGCUUUUUGGGGUGGGGAGGGAGAAGGAAGGAAAGCGAUCAUGCACCAGGUACAGUUUGACAACACCUUCUUAGAUCUAAGUCAUGGAAUACAUUACAAGGAGACGUUUAUAAAAGGGGUGAGAAGAUGCAUGAACAGCCGUUUUCAAAAGAAAAAGUCAUGAAGGAGAACUUACAGAUUUAAGACAUGGUGAUGUUCUUAAAUCAUCUUUUUUUGAAAUACAGCAUAUUGUGAAAAUUAUUUUUAUAUCCUUGUUAUUUCACAUAUGUAGUUGGAGUACUGUCACCUCUUGUAAGACUUCCUAACCGGCGUCAUCAUUUCCUUUAAAGGAAGGGUUAUGUAUGUAAUUAUUUACACUGAAGAUGAUUCUGGUUUA